CUUUCCCCCCUGGAUUCCCUCCGAGUGCCCGACUGAACCGACAGUCGGUCUGACCCGCAGUCAUGUGUUUUUUCUGUUUUUUUUAGCCUUUUUCUGUACUCUUUGGAGUAAACAUGCCAUACAGUAAAUCACACUUCACAUAGCUUAACUUAACCCUCGCCCAACCAAAGAAAUAUAAAAACUCCAGCCUCGGCCAACGGCUCCACCAUUACCCCUAUCAUCGACUGCUCCUUGCUUAUUUAUACUGCGACUCCCUCCUCAUUUCUCAGGUCUCUCUCUCUCCCUUGAGCCGAUUUCCAGAGUAAACAGCGCCCACAAUUGUCCUACUCGUACAUCCAUCACUCCAUCCAUCCCGUUGAUUAUCGCCUGAUCGUCAGUGCAGUAUGCGUUCCUUGAACUUGUUGAUUAGCCUUGCCGGCCUCAUCGCCUCGGCUGCAGCCUUUACCAUCAACUCGCCCUCGGCUUCGAGUUACUGGGUCCAGUUCGCCACCAACACCAUCGCUUGGACUAAUGCUCCCAACGAUUCCCCGCAAGUCACUUUGCAGAUCGUCAACUCCAAUCACACCCUGCUCAAUGGAGUCUUUUCGAUCGCCGAAUAUGUCCCCGCUGCCCUCGAGGCCUACACUGUCACCAACGUCACCCUCGUUGUUGCCGAUGGUUACAUUGUCCAAAUGGUCAACCCUGCUAACAGCUCCCAGGUUUACGCCUCUUCUUCCCCGUUCUCGGUCAAGCCCAGCGACACCCCCGCUGCCCCUGGCUCUGGCCCCGGUGCCCCCAGCAGCCUUUCUGGCUUGCCUGGUACGUCCAAUGACAUGCGUAACAUGACAGGUAUGAGCGGCAUGCCAGGGAACAACAUGAGCGGCCGCCCAGGAAACACCACCGGGUUCAGCAACAACGCUAACGGCACUGCCAACUCCAACGCCCGAUCAGAUGCCUCCAUCGUCUCUCCGAUCUCGUUUGCUGUCUUAUCCGUCGUUGCUUCCGCGAUCGGUCUGGCAACGCUUUAAGAAAACGCGCGCUGAUCAGAAUACCCGAGAUAUUCACCCACCAAACACUCUCCUGUUUCUAUAUAUAUAUAUCAUGCACCCAUAACGACUCCCGAUCGGUUUCACGUUCCUUUCUUUACACUAUCACCAAAACUCAAAAUGACUCCCCCCCACCGCCACCAUUAAUACUUCGCAUCGUCAGAGCGCGUAGACUACAGAAUAUGUGUGUAUGACAUGUGAGAUUCCGUGCUCAGUGACCUUUAGCUUGUUUUAUCCUUCGGAAUGCCCAUUGGAACAAUCAAUCGAGUAUUACACCCCUUGUUCUUCUUAUACUACAUGUCCGUAUGUGAGAAGGGCUUGACACAAGCUGGUUGUGAAGCGCACCUCGACGACAGAGAUGGUAACGGGUUCAUCGAGAUCAUUAACUAGACUGCUUGUGAGAUUAAGUGGAUGAGCAUGCAAAACGAUGUCAGGG
This is a messenger RNA of Puccinia graminis f. sp. tritici CRL 75-36-700-3, 1461 nucleotides long. RefSeq lists its product as uncharacterized. The transcript is spliced from 6 exons. The coding region runs from base 384 to 1007 and encodes 207 amino acids. Lineage: Eukaryota; Fungi; Basidiomycota; Pucciniomycetes; Pucciniales; Pucciniaceae. The record is from RefSeq and is a predicted model, not a curated record.